AAUCUCUAAUAAAAUGUAAGGAUCUUAGUUAUAGGUAAUAAUCAAAGAUUAAAAGACCUUAAUUUUGGGUUUAUAUAAAUAUAUAAUAGCAAUAAGAGUGAGAGAUAUUUACAUUACAACACCAUUUUUUUUUUGCCUUUUUUCUUACCCAUUUUCAUGCUCCCGCUUUUCCGAUUCGGUCUCAGGGUUUCAGGCAGAACUACUGUGCUCAUCAUCAGAUCCGCCCAUCUCUGAACAUGAGUAGUUUGGUUGAGAGGCUUCGUGUUAGAUCAGAGAGACGGCCUAUAUAUAAUCUUGAUGAUUCAGAUGAUGAGAUUGAUGUUGUGCGUGGGAAAGGUGGGACAGCUCAAGAGAAGUUUGAAAAGAUAAUUAGGAGUGACGCGAAAGAGGAUUCAUGCCAAGCUUGUGGAGAAAAUGGGACUCUACUGGGAUGUGAAACAUGUAAUUAUGCGUAUCAUUCAAAGUGCUUGCUUCCGCCACUUAAAACUCCCGCUCCUGGAAACUGGAGAUGCCCUGAAUGUGUUAGCCCUCUUAAUGAUAUUGAUAAGAUAUUGGAUUGUGAAAUGCGCCCUACUGUUGCGGAUGAUAGUGAUGCUUCGAAGCUUGGGUCAAAGCAAAUUUUUGUGAAGCAAUAUCUUGUUAAGUGGAAGGGAUUAUCUUAUUUACAUUGCACAUGGGUGCCGGAGAAAGAGUUCCUCAAAGCUUUUAAGACACAUCCUCGUCUAAGAACUAAAGUAAGCCAUUUCCAUCGUCAAAUGACUUUGAAUAACAACUCUGAGGAUGAAUUUGUUGCAAUAAGACCUGAGUGGACGACUGUUGAUCGGGUUAUCGCUUGCAGGGGAGAUGACGAUGAGAAAGAAUAUCUUGUAAAGUGGAAAGAACUUCCUUAUGAUGAAUGCUAUUGGGAAUUUGAAUCAGACAUAUCUGCAUUUCAACCAGAGAUUGAGAAAUUCAAUAGAAUCCAGUCUAAGUAUAAGCAGUCUUGUAAUAAGAACAAAAACAUUGUUAAAGAUGCUGCUGAAUUAAAAAAGAAGCAAAAAGAAUUUCAACAGUUUGAACACAGUCCUGAUUUCCUUACUGGAGGUACCCUACAUCCUUAUCAGCUCGAAGGGUUAAACUUCCUGCGUUUUUCUUGGUCCAAACAAACUCAUGUUAUACUUGCUGAUGAGAUGGGACUUGGCAAAACUAUACAGAGUAUUGCGUUUUUAGCGUCUCUUUUUGAAGAUAACAUUGGUCCACAUUUGGUGGUUGCUCCACUAUCGACAUUGCGAAACUGGGAGCGUGAAUUUGCAACAUGGGCACCUCAAAUGAAUGUUGUUAUGUAUGUUGGGUCUGCCCAAGCACGUGCUGUGAUACGUGAAUAUGAAUUUUAUUUUCCUAAAAAUCAUAAGAAGCUGAAGAAAAAGAAAUUCAGUGCAGUUAGUGAAAACAAGCAAGACCGCAUCAAAUUUGAUGUUCUCUUAACUUCAUAUGAGAUGAUCAACUUAGACACGACAUCACUAAAACCAAUUAAGUGGGAGUGCAUGAUUGUUGAUGAAGGUCACCGUCUGAAGAAUAAGGACUCAAAAUUGUUUUCAUCAAUGAAGCAAUAUUCAACUAAUCAUCGUACCCUUCUGACUGGAACUCCUCUUCAGAACAAUCUCGAUGAACUAUUUAUGCUCAUGCACUUCCUUGAUGCUGGGAAGUUUGGAAGUCUGGAGGAGUUUCAGGAAGAAUUUAAGGACAUCAAUCAAGAAGAACAGAUCUCAAGGCUCCAUAAAAUGUUGGCACCCCAUCUUCUCAGAAGAGUGAAAAAAGAUGUUAUGAAAGAAUUGCCUCCUAAAAAGGAACUUAUUUUGCGCGUUGAGUUGAGCAGCAAGCAGAAAGAGUAUUACAAAGCAAUUCUCACCCGUAAUUAUCAAAUACUAACCCGACGUGGUGGUGCACAGAUAUCAUUGAUCAACGUGGUUAUGGAACUACGCAAGCUCUGUUGUCAUCCUUACAUGUUAGAGGGAGUUGAGCCAGAUAUACAAGAUUCAAAUGAAUCUUUCAAACAACUAGUAGAGUCUUCUGGGAAAUUACAAUUAUUGGACAAAAUGAUGGUGAAACUUAGAGAGCAAGGGCAUCGAGUACUUAUAUAUUCGCAAUUUCAGCACAUGUUGGACUUGCUAGAGGAUUACUGUACAUACAAGAAAUGGCAGUAUGAAAGGAUAGAUGGGAAGGUUGGUGGAGCUGAAAGACAAAUAAGAAUUGAUCGGUUUAAUGCCAAAAACUCUUCUAGAUUUUGCUUUUUGCUUUCUACCAGAGCUGGAGGAUUGGGAAUAAACCUUGCAACGGCUGAUACAGUCAUUAUAUACGAUAGUGACUGGAACCCUCAUGCGGAUCUACAAGCUAUGGCUAGAGCCCACAGGCUUGGACAAACAAAUAAGGUUAUGAUUUUCAGGCUCAUAACACGUGGAUCCAUUGAAGAAAGGAUGAUGCAAAUGACUAAGAAGAAAAUGGUUUUAGAGCAUUUAGUUGUUGGAAGGUUGAAGGCUCAAAAUAUUAACCAGGAAGAGUUGGACGACAUCAUAAGGUAUGGCUCAAAGGAAUUAUUUGCAGAUGAAAAUGAUGAAGCUGGAAAAUCAAGACAAAUUCAUUAUGAUGAUGCUGCAAUAGAUAGAUUACUGGACCGAGAACAAGCUGGAGAUGAAGAAUCAACCGUGGAUGACGAAGAAGAAGAUGGAUUUCUCAAGGCCUUCAAGGUAGCAAAUUUUGAAUAUAUUGAAGAAACAGAAGUGGUGGAAGAGGAAGCGCAAAAGCCUGCUAUGGAAAAUAAAUCAGCAGUCAACAGCACAGAGAGGUCGACGUUCUGGGAGGAGUUGCUGAGAGACAAAUACGAAGUUCACAAAGUUGAAGAGUUUAACGCGUUGGGCAAAGGAAAAAGAAGCCGAAAGCAGAUGGUGUCGGUUGAAGAGGACGACCUUGCUGGUUUGGAAGAUGUUAGCUCUGAUAACGAGGAUGACAACUAUGAAGCAGACAUGACCGAUGGUGAAACAGCAUCAUCAGGAAAUGCUUCUCUGAAGAAGACUAACAGAAAGAAAGCUCGUGUGGAUAGCUCAGAUCCCAUACCAUUAAUGGAGGGUGAAGGAAGAUCAUUCCGAGUACUGGGUUUCAAUCAGAAUCAAAGGGCUGCAUUUGUGCAGAUUUUGAUGAGGUUUGGUGUUGGGGAUUUUGACUGGAAGGAUUUUUCAUUUCGGAUGAAGCAGAAGACUUAUGAGGAAAUAAGAGAUUAUGGGACUCUUUUCUUGACUCACAUCACUGAAGAAAUUACCGAUUCCCCUACCUUUGCAGAUGGUGUUCCAAAAGAUGGACUCAGGAUACAGGAUGUCCUUGUUAGGAUUGCAGUUCUGAUGCUUGUAAGAGAAAAAGUGAAGUUUGCUUUAGAAAAUCCUGGAGUUCCACUUUUUACCGAUGACAUUCACAUGCGCUACCCAGGAUUGAAGGGUGGAAAGUUUUGGAAGGAGGAGCAUGAUUCAUUAUUACUGCGUGCUGUUCUAAAGCAUGGAUAUGGAAGAUGGCAAGCUAUUGUUGAUGACAAGGAGUUGAAGAUCCAAGAAAUUAUCUGUCAAGAGUUGAAUCUACCCUUUAUCAAUUUACCUGUCGCCAAUCAAGCUGGUUCUCAAGCACAAGGUGUUGCUAAUGUUGCUACUACAGUUGCACCUGCAAAUCCUCCGAAGGAAAAUGGUGGGGAGACUGUUGUGACAGCUGAUGUUACGAAGGGAACUACAGAUGCUGCAAAUCAUGCACAUUUAUACCAAGAUGGCACCAUAUUGUAUCAUUUUAGAGAUAUGCAGCGAAGACAAGUUGAGUUUAUCAAGAAAAGGGUGCUUCUCUUGGAAAAAGGGCUCAAUGCGGAGUACCAGAAGGAAUACUUUGGUGGUGAAAUGAAGUCAAAUGAGGUUACAGGUGUUGAGCCAGAUAAUGAACCCAAGUUCACAAAUAUCCCAAAUGUGCCAAGCUCUCUGUCUGUUGAGAUUGAUGCAUCCGUGUCUGAACAGUUACCUCAAAUGGAACCCAUUGGUCCUGAAGUAACAGCUGCUGCUGCUUGUGAUGAUAAUUCAGAUCGCCUGCAACUGCCUCAGCUUUAUAACGAGAUGUGCAAGGUUGUCGAGGAAACCACCACCGAAUCAGUUCAGGGAUCUUUGGCCAACAAACCGGCUGGUCUGAACUUGGAGAAGAACCUUGCUGCAAUUGAAACCCUUUGUAAUGAUGUAAACCGGAUUCUCUCUACUCAACAAAACCCAGAUGCAAAGGUUGAGCCAAACGUCGUCAAUGCAGUGCUCGCCAAAUCAUCUUCUGAAGAUGACACCAAGCUGGUAACCAAAUUUGAACCUGAAGAAGGAACUAUACUGAUGCCAUGCGGAUCACUGCUUCAGAAGGGACGCUCGAGCUCACCAGAAAACACUGGAAAUGAUGUGGUGACCAAAGCAGAGAAGAGUGACUGAGCUGGUUAUGAAAGCAGAGAAGAGUGAUGGAGGUGCUUCUAGUAUUGAAUAAAUAUUUAAAAGCCUAGGUAGAAUAUUUAUGAGGCUAAUUUUACAUUGGACCUUUUGUUUAAACUUUUUGUUAAGUCACUGAAACUGAGUUCUUGUUAUUUUAAUCUUAGGAUAUAUGAAUUUGCUUAUGGAAAUUGUGCUCUCAUGCAUUUGGGGCGAAUUGAUUUAGAAAGACAACAAGAUUAUUUAAAUUUUA
This is a messenger RNA of Cannabis sativa, 4713 nucleotides long. RefSeq names its product CHD3-type chromatin-remodeling factor PICKLE. The record is from RefSeq and is a predicted model, not a curated record. Bases 237 to 4466 code for a protein of 1409 amino acids. Gene Ontology annotation, cellular component: chromatin; nucleus. Gene Ontology annotation, molecular function: histone binding; ATP hydrolysis activity; ATP binding. Gene Ontology annotation, biological process: negative regulation of transcription by RNA polymerase II; chromatin remodeling. Lineage: Eukaryota; Viridiplantae; Streptophyta; Magnoliopsida; Rosales; Cannabaceae. The transcript is spliced from 31 exons.